ACCUGACUGCUGCUGUAGAACAUUCAGUAUUCCACUGGAAGGCGUAUAUGAAACGUAACAAUAGUAGUAAUUUUCUGAAGUAUAUCAUAAAAUGAAAUUUAACAUCGAUGUCAGCUCAUCAUAUAACAGUAUUCAUCCGACUUAUUUGUACACAGAACGUUUUAACAAUAACGUUGAAACCUAUCAUGAAGGUACCAAGUGGUCUGGUGUCUUUCUGGCUUUUUUAUCUGGAACGUUUUUUACGAUCAGCUCAGCUCUUGUGAAAGCUAUCAAAAGCGUAGAUCCGAUGAUUUUACUAUCCAUCAGAGCAAUAUUGCAAAUCGCAACAAUGGUCAUCGUUGCUUGUUAUAACUCAAAAAAUUUGCUCGGGCCCAAAGGCCAGAGGAUUCUUGUUCAGUUUCAGGGUUUGAUUGGCGGCCUCACAUUAUCCCUGCUUUAUUAUAGUUUCCGGAAACUCCCAUUGGGUGAUGCGACCACUAUAAUAUUCAGCUCCCCUGUGAUCGUUAUCGCAUUGUCAUUCAUAUUUCUAAAAGAACCUUGUGGACUAUUGCGAAUCGUUGUCAUUGGUGCCUUAUUACUGGGCGUCACUUUGGUUGCAAAGCCACCAUUCAUAUUUCAGAUGCAUCGAUCUGUGCCUUAUGAUUUUAUGGGGUAUGUUUACGCAAUCCUGGCAACUCUAUUUACUGCUAUGAAUAUAGUAGUGAUGAGAAAAUGCUUAGACGUGCAUUACUCUGUGAUAGUCUUUGUUCUAUCAGUAUGGACUUUAUUAACAGCAGUAUUCUUCUUUUAUGUGGCGUCUGAGAAUCAUAAGUUGAAAUAUGAUUUACCGCAUGACUGGUGGGAAUGGGGACAAAUUACUGCAGUAGCAUUAUCAGGGUUAUCCGGUCAAGUUUUAGUGGCAAAGGCAUUAAAGAUCGAAGGAGCAGGAAAGGUCUCGGUGACAAGAUCGUUAGACAUAAUUCUGGCCUACAUUGUCCAGGUAUACUUUUUUGGUGAAAUCCCAACUUCAACCAGCAUUAUCGGAGCAUUAUUAGUCCUUGUCUCCGUGAUUUGUAUGGGUUUUGAAAAAGAAAUAUAUGGGAUAUGUGAUAUAAUUCCAUAAAACAACAAUUUUCAUACUCGAUUUAAGUCAUAUUGUACAAGACUCUCCAAUAAAUAUUAUGAAAACGA
Athalia rosae (coleseed sawfly) is the source of this 1170-nucleotide messenger RNA. Its product is annotated as solute carrier family 35 member G1-like. NCBI's taxonomy places the organism in Eukaryota, Metazoa, Arthropoda, Insecta, Hymenoptera, Athaliidae. The record is from RefSeq and is a predicted model, not a curated record. The transcript is spliced from 3 exons. Gene Ontology annotation, cellular component: membrane. Bases 92 to 1102 code for a protein of 336 amino acids.